This is a messenger RNA of Centrocercus urophasianus (Greater sage-grouse), 10884 nucleotides long. It is a transcript of the gene DNAH7, whose product is annotated as dynein axonemal heavy chain 7. NCBI's taxonomy places the organism in Eukaryota, Metazoa, Chordata, Aves, Galliformes, Phasianidae. The record is from RefSeq and is a predicted model, not a curated record. Gene Ontology annotation, biological process: microtubule-based movement. Gene Ontology annotation, molecular function: calcium ion binding; dynein light intermediate chain binding; dynein intermediate chain binding. Gene Ontology annotation, cellular component: dynein complex.
AUGGGCACCGAGCAGGCCGCUCCAAGUGUCAAAGGGAAGUUUGCAAAAGGAGCAGCGAGCUUAAUACCACAGCUACCUCAGGCAAGCUCUCAUCAACCAUGGCAGCAGACUUGUCCUUCAUUCUGCCUGAGAAAAGAGUGGGAAGAUGAUGAGCCAGAUGAGUUUUCUGUAAAAAAUGAGUACCCAUCUGGAGAGUAUUUGAAGGCAAGAUGCAAGAGACUCAAGAUACAAGAUUCUAGAGAUAAAGAAGCUGAGCCAUCAACUUCUAAACUGCAAAGCUGCAGUCAUGUGAAAAAAAGCCAGGAACGUUUCAGAAGUGCUCUGGUUAACAUUAUAUUGCAGGAAGACAUUACUGAAGAACCCCUUAAUGAAUCCCAGUCUCCAAGAGCAGAUUCCUCUACAGCAAUAGAGAAGGAUAUUGUGAAAUACUACUAUUACAUUCGCCAUGGAAUUGAUACAGCAAAUGUAGCCCCACUGGAUGAAGCCUGGUUAGAUCACGUUUUAGUUUUAAUUCCACAGCAUCUGAAAUCAUUUGAUGAAAGCAUUCGUUCACUGACUGAUGAAAUGAAAGAAGACUAUUUUCUGAGUGUAAAGAAGGCUAUAGUUGACUUUGUCUUAAGAGACACCAGAGAAAAAGAUGAAGACAAGAAGAAAGAUAGUCUUUUACCUCAUCGUGCAGAAAUGGAAGUUGUCCCAAAACCUUGGAAUAAGUCUUUCAUGUCUGCGUACAGUUGCAUAAAAGAAAACUUGCAUGCAAUAAAUCCUUCAAUGCUAGCUGUUCUGAAGCUAUGGGAAACUUCGUUUAAAAACUUACGCCUUCUUGAUACAGAGCUAUUUCACAAGAAACAGGAAGCCAAGGAACUUGCAUCUUUCCAGGUUCAAGUCAUCCAGGAAAUUGGAAAAUCCAAAGCUGUUCUAUCUAGGAAGUGGCUUCCAGAAGUGCAGAAAAUCUUUUACCAAGGUAAUAAAAAAAAGCAAAUACCCAGCAAUGCCAGCACUGCUAAAUUAGAAGCCUUCUUCAGAUGUGCUGCCACUUUAAUGACUCGUCAACUGCAACAAUUACUUUUACAAUCAAUUCAGGACUUUACAGAUUUAAUUGUUCAACCAGCAAAGUCAGUUCGAGCUUACGAACACCCUGGUUUCAUCCUGAGGGCAACACUUGUGAAUGACUGUAUUAAAUUUGAACCUGACUUUAAUGACUAUGAGGAUGUAUUACUGAAUGUUUAUGCUGUGAUGAUUAAUGCUGUCAGUGAUAUACCAAGAAUUGAGACCAAAUUAUUUUCUAAGUUGCCAAAAAGCGAGUCCCUAUCAGCUGUCCUGAAACCUGUAAUCCUUGAUGAGAUCUUGGAUGAACAUAAGAGAAUGAUCAGAGAAGAAAUUAUCAAAGAAAGUGCUGCACCUGUGGAACAUGUCAAGGUUUAUGAUAAGUACAGCCUCCUGAUAAACAGACAAGCUGAACAAGAUACAGAUCAGUUCCUGACUGAGCAACAUACUUUUGAAGAAAUGAAAGGAGAAAUUAUGAAGUAUAAGAAACUCAGUGAGGAAUUAAAAUAUACUUUUAGAAAGUGUCUCCGUCUAGGAAUGUUUGAACUGCACUGUGAUGAAUUAACAAAUGCUUUGGCAAAGCGAGCAGAUAAUAUUAGUGAAAAAAUUAUUGCCAAAAUACUCAAAGAUCAUCAAGAUAUAAGUGUGAGGCUAUGCGAUGAAUUUGAGAGAAUAUCAGAAAAAGCCCUUAGUACUCCAUCUAGUACACAGGAGCUAAUGGAACUUAAGGCUUGUAUACAGAAAGUGGGAACACAGGACAUGCUUGAAUUGGAGCAGAAGUUGGUGGAUGCUUUAAAUUGUAUUGAUUUCCUGAUAGAGUGUGUCAGCUUUUCGCCAGCAGACAUUCGACUGAACAGGAACGUUUUUCAGUGGUAUGAACGAAUGCCAGAUAUCUUUGAAGAGCACAGAAAGAUAAUUGAGGAGAAAACAGAACAGUUUCAAGAUGGUCUUAAGGUACGGCGUGAACAAUUUGUGGAGGAUCUGAAAAGCUGUUUUAAGCAGAUUGAAGAACUUAGCACAUUUGGAGAUGUUCAGGAAGUCAAGAAGAAGGCACAAGCACUGAAAACAAAGUUGGAUCUUGCUGCUGAAAAGAUUGAUCAAUUUAAUGCAGAAGAAGAGUCAUUUGGAUGGCCAAUAUCUCAGUACCCUCAGCACAGAACAAUCCGGAAUGUUCUUGCUCCUUACCUACGUCUCUAUGAAAUGACUGUUGAAUUCAACAGAAAGCACGAGAGCUGGACAGAGGGGUCAUUUAUGGAAGUGGAUCCAGACAAAGUAGAGGGAGAUGUAGGAAACUACUGGCACGGAUUGUACAAGCUAGAAAAAACUUUCCACAAUUCUCCAAGUACUUUAGCACUAACACGGCAGGUUAAAUCAAAAGUGGAGGAAUUCAAGCACCACAUUCCCCUAAUUCAGGUGAUUUGCAGUCCUGGCUUGCAAGAAAGGCACUGGGAAGAAAUAUCAAAAAUUGCUGGUUUGAUUUCUGAAUGGGAUCAAAUGGAGUUCACUUUUCUUGCCUGCAGAGAAACAGGAAGCCAUAUUUUGUAAUCAGUAGACGAUAUUCAGCUGUUACUGGAUGAUCACAUUGUUAAAACUCAGACUGUGAGAGGCUCUCAAUUCAUUAAGCAUUAUGAGAAGAGGAUAAGGGAAUGGGAAGGAAAGCUGUUGUUACUGCAGGACAUCCUGGAUGAAUGGCUGAAGGUUCAGGCUACGUGGCUUUAUUUGGAGCCAAUUUUCAGUUCUCCUGACAUCAUGGCUCAGAUGCCUGAGGAAAGCAGGCAAUUCAAUACUUUUUUUAAAACAUGGAAAGACUUGAUGAGAUCAGUUUUUCAGGACAAACAUGUGCUGGCAGUGGUAACAAUAGACAAGAUGUUGGAAAAACUGAGGAAGUGCAAUGAAUUUCUGGAGAUAAUUCUCAAGGGACUUAAUGAAUACCUAGAGAAGAAGCGCCUGUUUUUCCCAAGAUUCUUUUUUUUAUCUAAUGAUGAACUCCUUGAGAUUCUUUCAGAGACCAAAGAUCCUACCCGAGUACAGCCUCACCUGAAAAAGUGUUUUGAAGGAAUUGCAAGAGUGGUGUUUACUGAUGUGUUAGAUAUUACACACAUUAAAAGUAGUGAAGGAGAGACUGUGAAACUCACGCAGACCAUUUCAACCUCUGAAGCUAGAGGUCAAGUUGAAAGAUGGCUCCUUGAACUGGAGGCAGCUAUGCUGAAUUCUGUCCACAAGGUCAUUCAGGAUGCAAUUGAAGCUUAUCCCAAAACUGCACGUGUUGACUGGGUACAAGAGUGGCCUGGACAAACUGUUCUUUGUGUAUCCCAAACUUUCUGGACGAUGCAGGUAGAGAUGUCUAUUAGAAAUGGCCAGAAGGCACUAGAGGAUUUUCUGGAACAGAAUAACAGACAGAUAGAGGACAUUGUCACCUUGGUGCGAGGAAAGCUGUCUAAGCAGAAUCGUGUGACGCUUGGAGCACUUGUUGUGCUUGAUGUUCAUGCUAGGGAUGUCCUUGCAUCUCUAGUAAGCAAGAAAAUCAAAGAUGAGAAUGACUUUGAAUGGCUAAGUCAGCUUAGAUACUACUGGGAGGAAGGACAUCUUCAAACAAGAAUGAUCAAUGCUGGACUGAGAUAUGGAUAUGAAUAUCUUGGCGAUAUACCUAGGCUGGUUAUUACUCCACUUACAGACAGGUGCUACAGAACCCUAUUUGGUGCGCUACAUCUACAUCUUGGAGGUGCUCCUGAAGGUCCUGCAGGAACUGGAAAAACAGAAACGACAAAAGAUUUAGCCAAGGCUGCUCUCUUUAGAACGGUAGCUAUGAUGGUUCCUGAUUAUGCCAUGAUUGCAGAGAUAGUUCUGUAUUCUUGUGGUUUUGUUUCUGCACGACCUCUAUCUGUAAAAAUUGUGGCUACGUACCGUCUGUGUUCUGAGCAGUUGUCAUCCCAGCACCAUUAUGAUUAUGGAAUGAGAGCUGUGAAGUCAGUACUUACUGCUGCUGGCAACCUGAAGCUGAAAUAUCCAUCGGAAGAUGAAGAGAUUCUGCUGCUUAGAUCCAUUACAGAUGUUAACCUGCCUAAAUUCUUGUCUCACGAUUUACCACUUUUUGAGGGUAUUACCUCUGAUUUGUUUCCUGGUGUGAAGCUGCCAAAACCAGACUACAAUCUGUUGGAAGCCAUCAAAACAAACUGUGUUGCUAUGAAUUUGCAAAUGACUGAUGUAUUUACUAUGAAGAUCCUGCAGAUAUAUGAGAUGAUGAUCGUGCAUCACGGCUUUAUGAUAGUUGGAGAGCCUUUUGGUGGAAAAACUUGUGCGUAUCGAGUUCUGGCAGGAGCACUGGGGGACGUAUGCGAGAAGGGGCUGAUGGAAGAAAACAAAGUUCAGAUCACAGUUUUAAAUCCCAAAUCCAUAACAAUGGGUCAGCUAUAUGGACAGUUUGAUCCAGUUUCACAUGAAUGGUCAGAUGGCAUCCUAGCUGUAAGUUUCAGAGCGUUUGCUUCUUCUCAGACCCCAGAUAGGAAAUGGCUAAUUUUCGAUGGACCAGUGGAUGCAGUAUGGAUUGAGAAUAUGAAUACUGUGCUUGACGAUAAUAAAAAGUUGUGCCUUAUGAGUGGAGAGAUCAUCACAAUGUCACAGCAAAUGAGCCUUAUUUUUGAACCAAUGGAUUUAGAAGUUGCUUCUCCUGCUACUGUUUCAAGGUGUGGUAUGAUCUAUAUGGAGCCCCAUGUAUUAGGCUGGAGACCAUUAAUGAUUUCUUGGCUAAAUACAAUGCAUUCAGGAAUCAGCUCUGCUCAUAAAGAAUUUAUAGUGGGCCUCUUUGAUGCGAUGGCUCCUCUCUGUCUUGAGUUUAUUAGGAAACACACAAAGGAACUGUCUCCUACUUCAGAUACAAACUUAAUUCAGUCGCUAAUGAAUCUGAUGGACUGCAUGAUGGAUGAAUUUGCAGAUGAAGCCAAAGUUAAAGCUAUGAAUGACCAUGACAUUUUUUCUUGGCUUGAGGGUAUUUUUUUAUUUUCACUGACAUGGUCUGUAGGAGCUAGCUGUAAAGAGGACGACCGUAUGAAGUUUGACAAAAUUGUUCGAGAAAUGCUUGAAGGACCAAUUAGUGAGAAGACAAGGGAGCAAUAUAAAUUGUUGAGUGGUAUUGAUCAACGCGCUUCAAAGGCGUUCACAGUCCCAUUUCCAACAGAAGGAACCAUUUAUGAUUAUCGGUUUGUCAAAAAGGGAGCAGGGAUUUGGGAACCUUGGGUGGAAACGCUCAAGUCAGCUCCUCCUAUACCUCAGGAUGUGACAUUUAAUGAAAUAAUAGUGCCAACUCAGGAUACAGUUCGAUAUAUGUCUCUGAUGGAGUUGUUGACAGUGCAUCAAAAGCCUUCUAUGUUUGUGGGGCCGACAGGAACUGGAAAAAGUACCUAUAUCACUAAUUUCCUUUUAAAUAAUUUGAAUAAAGAAGUCUAUAAGCCACUGCUCAUUAACUUUUCAGCACAAACUACGGCAGCUCAGACUCAGAAUAUUAUCAUGUCAAAGCUGGAUAAAAGGAGAAAAGGAAUUUUUGGGCCUCCUCUAGGGAAGAGAAUGGUUGUAUUUGUAGAUGAUGUUAACAUGCCAGCCCGAGAGGUCUAUGGUGCUCAACCUCCUGUUGAAUUACUACGACAGUGGUUAGAUCACUGGAAUUGGUAUGACCUUAAAGAUUGCUCAAUGAUUAAACUUGUAGAUAUUCAGAUCGUUUGUGCAAUGGGACCACCAGGUGGCGGUCGAAACCCAGUAACACCACGAUUCUUGCGACACUUCAAUAAAAUCACCAUUAAUGAAUUUGAUGAUGAAUCCAUGUACACGAUAUUUUCUAGAAUCUUAGACUGGCAUCUAACUAUAUGUUACAGCUUUCCACCUCAAUUUAUAGAACUGAUUCCACAAGUUAUUAAUGGAACCGUGCGUAUAUAUAAAGAAGCUAUGAAGAAUCUACUUCCUACCCCAGCCAAAUCACACUAUUUGUUCAAUCUCCGUGAUUUUUCACGUGUUAUUCAAGGUGUUUGCCUGUCAAGGCCUGAAACAAUAGAUUCUACAGAAAUGAUAAAACGUCUCUGGGUUCAUGAGGUCCUUAGAGUAUAUUAUGAUCGUUUGGUGGAUAAUCCUGAUCGGGCUUGGCUUGUUGGAUUUAUCCAAGAAGUUGUGAAUAAAGACCUGCAUGAAGACUUUCAUGAACUUUUCCAGAAUCUGGACUCCAAUAAUGAUGGCAGAGUGGAGGAAGAUGACUUACGUACUUUAAUGUUUUGUGAUUUUCAUGACCCUAAAAGAGACGACACUAAAUAUAGAGAGAUCACUGAUGUGGAUCAGCUGAGAUUAGUUGUAGAGAGUCACCUCGAAGAGUUUAAUAACUUAAGCAAAAAGCCAAUGCAGCUAGUCUUGUUCCAGUUUGCUAUAGAACAUAUUUGUAGAAUUUCCCGUAUUCUGAAACAGCCUCGUAGCCAUGCCCUCCUUGUUGGUGUUGGAGGUAGUGGCCGACAGUCUCUUACUCGAUUAGCAGCCCACAUGGCUGAGUACAACCUUUUCCAGGUUGAAAUAACCAAAAGUUACGGUACCAAUGAAUGGCACAAAGACUUGAAAGAUAUACUAAGAAAAUCUACAGAAGCAGAAACGCAGGGAGUUUUCUUGUUCACUGAUACGCAGAUAAAAAAAGAGUCAUUCUUAGAAGACAUUAACAACUUACUAAAUGCAGGUGAAGUGCCAAACCUUUUUGCAUUAGAUGAGAAACAAGAAAUUUGUGAACAAAUGCGUCAAAUAGAUCGCCAGAGGGACAGGACCAAACAAACUGAUGGUAGUCCUAUAGCUCUUUUUAACAUGUUUGUUGAUCGCUGCCGAGAUCAACUUCAUAUAGUACUGGCAAUGAGUCCAAUUGGAGAUGCUUUCCGUAAUCGCCUUCGUAAAUUUCCCGCUCUUGUCAACUGCUGCACGCUGGACUGGUUUCAGACGUGGCCUGAAGAUGCAUUGGAAGCAGUUGCCUCUCGCUUCUUGGAAGAUGUCGAAAUGUCAGAAGAAACUCGAAGUGGGUGUAUUGAUAUGUGUAAAAGCUUUCAUACAUCUACCAUUGUUUUAUCUGAUUUAUACCACGCGGAGCUUCAGAGACACAACUAUGUUACACCUACUUCGUACUUGGAAUUGAUCUCCACUUUUAAAACUCUGCUUGAAAAGAAACGCACCAAGGUGAUGGAAAUGAAAAGAAGAUACGAAGUUGGCUUGGAGAAACUGAACUCUGCUGCAUCUCAAGUCGCCUCAAUGCAGUCUGAGCUGGAAGCUCUGCAGCCUCAGUUACAGGAAGCCAGCACACAGGUCGAUGAGAUGAUGGUGGUUAUUCAAAAAGAAUCCUCAGAAGUAGCCAAAACUGAAAAAAUUGUGAAAGCUGAUGAAGCAGUGGCAAAUGAGCAAGCUAUGGCUGCCAAAGCCAUCAAAGACGAAUGCGAUGCUGACUUAGCUCAAGCACUGCCUUAUUUAGAAGCUGCUCUGGCUGCUCUUGACACUCUCACUGCACAGGAUAUUACAGUGGUUAAGUCCAUGAAGAGUCCUCCUGCUGGUGUCAAGCUUGUAAUGGAAACCAUAUGCAUCCUUAAAGGUAUCAAGGCAGAUAGGAUUCCUGAUCCAACAGGUUCCGGAAGAAAAAUUGAGGAUUUCUGGGGUCCGGCUAAGAGACUUCUGGGUGACAUAAGAUUUCUUCAGUCUCUUCGUGAAUACGACAAGGAUAACAUUCCCCCGGCUUACAUGGCUAUCAUAAGAAAACAGUAUCUUACAAAUCCUGAGUUUGUACCGGACAAGAUUCGAAAUGCUUCCACGGCAGCAGAGGGUCUAUGCAAAUGGGUCAUAGCCAUGGAUGUUUAUGAUAAAGUGAUAAAAAAUGUUGCGCCCAAAAAGCUGAAGUUGAAUGAAGCUGAAGCAGAACUGAAGAUUGCUAUGGAUGGUCUAAGAAAGAAACAGGCUGACCUGAAAGAAGUCCAGGAUAAACUGGCUGUACUCCAACAGACGCUGGAAUCCAAGAAACAGGAGAAGGCUGACUUAGAAAAUCAGGUUGACCUAUGCCGCAAAAAAAUGCAGCGAGCAGAGCAGUUGAUUGGAGGCCUCGGUGGUGAAAAGACUCGUUGGAAUGAGACCGCUUUGGAGCUGGCAAGGCAGUACAUCAAUUUGACUGGAGAUAUACUUAUUUCGUCAGGAAUCGUAGCUUACCUAGGAGCAUUUACAUCCAGCUACAGAAAAAUGCAAACCAAAGAGUGGACGUUAAUGUGUAAAGCGAGAAACAUUCCUUGUUCUGACGAUUUUUCCUUAAUGACUACCUUGGGAGAGCCGGUGAAAAUCAGAGCUUGGAAUAUUGCUGGGUUACCCUCUGACACAUUUUCUAUUGAUAAUGGCAUCAUUAUCUCAAAUGCGAGAAGAUGGCCUCUUAUGAUAGAUCCCCAGGGUCAAGCAAAUAAAUGGAUAAAGAACAUGGAAAAAGUCAAUAGCUUGCACGUGAUCAAGCUCAGCGACCCUCAGUUUGUUACGACACUGGAAAAUUGCAUUCAGUUUGGCAGUCCUGUGCUUCUAGAGAAUAUCGGAGAAGAACUGGAUCCUAUUCUAGAGCCACUGUUGCUCAAACAGACGUUUAAGCAGUCGGGAAGUAUAUGCAUUUGCCUCGGAGACUCCACUAUCGAGUAUGCUCCUGAAUUCCGCUUUUAUAUUACGACUAAGCUGAGAAAUCCUCAUUAUCUUCCUGAAAUAUCUGUCAAGGUAACGCUAUUGAAUUUCAUGAUAACUUCAGAAGGAAUGCAGGAUCAGCUUCUUGGAAUAGUAGUUGCAAGAGAAAGACCAGAUCUCGAAGGAGAAAAACAAGCCCUCAUCCUUCAAGGGGCUGCAAAUAAAAGGCAAUUAAAAGAAAUAGAAGACAAGAUUUUAGAAGUUCUUUCGGCUUCGGAAGGAAAUAUUUUGGAGGAUGAAACCGCUAUUAAGAUAUUGUCUUCUUCCAAAGUUCUGGCUAACGAGAUUUCUGAAAAGCAAGCUGUAGCCGAAGAAACAGAAAAGAAGAUUGAUGCCACUCGUAUGGGCUAUCGUCCUAUUGCUGUCCAUUCAUCGAUCUUGUUUUUUUCUAUUACCGAUCUAGCCAACAUUGAGCCGAUGUAUCAGUACUCUCUCAUGUGGUUUAUUAACCUUUUCACCAUGUCUAUAGAUAACUCAGAGAAAUCAGAAGAUUUACAAACAAGGUUGAAGAUUCUCAAGGAUCAUUUCACUUACUCUCUUUACGUCAAUGUCUGUCGUUCACUGUUUGAAAAGGACAAGCUGCUCUUCUCUUUCUAUCUAACUGUGAAUCUCCUGAAAUAUGAGAAAAUGAUUAACGAGGAUGAAUGGAAAUUCCUAUUGACCGGUGGCAUAGGCUUGGACAAUCCCUUCUCUAAUCCGUGCACCUGGCUUCCUCCGCAAUCAUGGGAUGAAAUCUGUCGGCUAGAAGACUUGCCGUGCUUCACGAACAUUAGUAAGGAUUUUACGCGACUUAAAGACGGAUGGAAAACCGUGUACGACAGCUUGGAUCCUCAGUACGAGGAUUUUCCUGCAGAGUGGCAAGAAAAGUUGGGUGAAUUCCAAAGGAUGCUCAUCAUUCGCUGUCUGAGACCUGACAAGAUGAUACCAACAGUGCAGGAAUUCAUCGUUCACAAUCUGGGCCGUCCGUUUAUCGAGCCACCUCCAUUUGAUUUGUCGAGAGCGUUUUCUGAUAGCCACUCUUGCGCACCACUGAUAUUCAUACUUUCUCCAGGUGCCGAUCCCAUGGCAGCGCUCGUUAAGUUUGCUGACGAUCAGGGAUACAGCGACACAAAACUCAGUUCUCUGUCGCUCGGACAAGGCCAAGGCCCAAUAGCCAUGAAAAUGAUAGAGAAGGCAGUGAAGGAAGGAACAUGGAUAGUUCUGCAGAAUUGCCAUUUGGCGAGCUCGUGGAUGCCCACGCUGGAACGAGUGUGCGAGGAGCUUAACCCCGACACAACGCAUCCGGAUUUCAGAAUCUGGCUCACCAGUUACCCAUCUGCCACGUUUCCGGUGUCCGUACUUCAGAACGGAGUGAAAAUGACGAACGAAGCACCGAAAGGUUUACGAGCAAACAUAAUUCGUUCGUACCUGAUGGAUCCCAUAUCUGACCCUAAUUUUUUCAACAGCUGCAAAAAAACGGCUGAGUUCAAGGCAUUGCUGUACGGCCUGUGCUUCUUCCACGCGCUGGUGCAAGAAAGGCGGAAGUUCGGGCCGCUGGGUUGGAACAUUCCAUACGAGUUCAACGAGACGGAUCUGCGCAUCAGCGUGCAGCAGCUGCACAUCUUCCUGGACCAGUACGAGGAGGUCCCAUACGAUGCUCUUCGCUACAUGACCGGGGAAUGUAACUACGGCGGCAGAGUCACCGACGACUGGGAUCGCCGCACACUCCGUAGCGUUCUGAACACUUUUUUCUCAUCAGAAGUCAUUACCAAUAGAGAUUACAAGUUUGAUUUGAGCGGCCUUUACUUCGUUCCUCCUGAAGGUGACCACGGAAGCUACAUUGAAUAUACCAGGAUGCUCCCACUGAAUCCUUCCCCAGAGAUAUUUGGAAUGCAUGCCAAUGCCGAUAUUACUAAGGAUCAGUCAGAAACACAGCUGUUAUUUGACAGCAUUCUUCUUACUCAGUCCAGGGCAGCUGGUACGGGUGCCAAAUCCAUGGAUGACAUUGUUCACGAUGUGACAGGUGACAUCUUGAGUAAACUGCCCUGUGACUUUGACAUUGAAACAGUAAGCAGAAAGUAUCCAACUGCCUACAGUGAAAGUAUGAACACAGUGCUUGUGUCAGAAGACAGGGACUUCGAGAGGAAGGCAGAUUAA